Molecule: messenger RNA, 1819 nt
Organism: Phlebotomus argentipes
Lineage: Eukaryota; Metazoa; Arthropoda; Insecta; Diptera; Psychodidae
Gene: alpha-PheRS
Product: phenylalanine--tRNA ligase alpha subunit
Exons: 2
Coding region: 118-1605 (495 amino acids)
Biological process (GO): phenylalanyl-tRNA aminoacylation
Cellular component (GO): phenylalanine-tRNA ligase complex; cytoplasm; cytosol
Molecular function (GO): ATP binding; tRNA binding; phenylalanine-tRNA ligase activity
Source: RefSeq, a predicted model, not a curated record
ACUCGGGACUUUUUUCUAUGACGUUCUUUUGACAUCUUCCGCCGCGGCGACACGUAGCUUCGGGGCUGUAUGUGAUUUAAAAUAAUAAUUUAUUGUCAUUAGUUUAGUGGUGAGAGAAUGCAGGAACUGACUGAGCAGUUGCUGAAGUAUCUGGAGCACCAAGAUGAGGUGGAUACGCUGGAUCUGGUGCCGGUGUUUAAUGAGGAUCAUCAGAAGAUAGUAGGUGCUCUGAAAAGUAUUGAGGCGAGUGGCAAUGUUGUGUCUUCAACGCCAGCAUCGCGCAAAACGUGGGCACUGACGGACGAGGGCAGGUCCGUUGUGGAGAAUGGGAGUCACGAAGCUGUUGUUUUCCAUGCCGUGCCUGAGGAUGGCAUCUCCCAGGCUGAUCUGAUGAAGAGUUCGCCAAAUGCCAAGAUUGGGUUCAGCAAGGCCAUGUCCCAUGGCUGGAUUGCUGUGGACAAGAGCGGGAAGGCGCCUCUUGUGAAGCGCAAAGUGGAGACUAUUGAGGAUGUUGUGCAGCAGCACUUGCUGGAGAUCAGCCGCGGCGGCGGCCAGGAAAUUGCGGACAACGUGAAGCUGGACUACAAGAAGAGGAAAUUGCUGCAAGAGAAUGUCACGAAGAGCUUUGUUCUCUCUCGCGGACCCGAAUUCACGACGAGUCUCACGAAAUUGGAGACGGAUCUCACGGUGGAGAUGCUGGCCAGUGGAUUGUGGCAGAAUCUGAAGUUCAAGGCAUACAACUUUGACGCCCUGGGAGCGCCUGUCGAGAGAGGACAUCUUCAUCCGUUGCUGAAAGUGCGCAGCGAGUUCCGGCAGAUUUUCCUCGAGAUGGGAUUCUCAGAAAUGCCCACGAACAACUAUGUGGAGUCGUCUUUCUGGAACUUCGAUGCUCUCUUCCAGCCACAACAGCAUCCGGCGCGUGAUGCGCACGACACCUUCUUCCUCACACACCCAGCGAAGAGCUCCAAGUUCCCCAUGGAGUACCUGGAGCGGGUGAAGAAGGUGCACUCAGUGGGAGAGUACGGAUCCCAGGGAUAUGGCUAUGAUUGGAAGUUGGAGGAGGCACAGAAGAACAUCUUGAGGACUCACACUACUGCCGUCAGUGCUCGGAUGCUAUACAAGCUGGCCAAUCAGCCAGGAGGCUUCCGCCCGGCGAAGUACUUCAGCAUCGACCGGGUGUUCCGCAACGAAACCCUGGACGCCACUCAUCUGGCGGAGUUCCAUCAAGUGGAGGGCGUGAUUGCCGACGUGGGAUUGACUCUGGGUGAUCUCAUUGGCACUCUGUAUGCCUUCUUCAGCAAGCUCGGCAUCACGCAACUGGACUUCAAGCCGGCCUACAAUCCCUACACGGAGCCCAGCAUGGAGAUCUUCUGCUUCCAUCCGGGUCUCAACAAGUGGAUCGAGAUUGGGAACUCGGGCGUCUUCCGGCCGGAGAUGCUGCUGCCCAUGAAUAUUCCGCCAGAAGUGAACGUGAUUGCCUGGGGUCUGUCGCUGGAACGGCCGACGAUGGUCAAAUACGGAAUCAACAACAUUCGCGAUCUCGUUGGACCAAAGGUGGAUCUCAAGAUGGUGCAGGAGAAUUCGCUGUGUCGCCUGGACAAGUGAACAUCACGUAGUAAUGCAUUUUAUUAAACCUUUAGCAAUGGUACAAUUUCCUGACAAUGAUGCUACUUCAAUACACGAUUACUUAAAAUGCCUGAAUUGGAAAUUGCCUGGCCAAAAAUUUCGGAACACUCUCAAUUCGUUAAAUUUGUCUUUAUUUUAAAAGUGUAUAUUUUUGAAUUGAUUGGAAAAAUAAACUAGUUCUGCGACAAAUUAA